AUUGAUCCAAAUGAAGAUAUUGGAAUUAUGUAUGCUGGCAAAUUCGAAUUGGAUCCCUUAGCUGACUUCUACCACCCAGCUCUAAUUCUGCCUUUAUCUAUCUUAGCAGUUAGAUUGGAUAUUCGUGAAAAAUUUAUUAUUAGCGUGAAGUCUGCUGUUAUAGGAGGA
Messenger RNA from Funneliformis mosseae, 168 nucleotides. The record is from the annotation of a GenBank genome assembly. NCBI's taxonomy places the organism in Eukaryota, Fungi, Glomeromycota, Glomeromycetes, Glomerales, Glomeraceae.